Messenger RNA from Rhodotorula toruloides NP11, 5202 nucleotides. Its product is annotated as Set3 histone deacetylase complex component Snt1p. The record is from RefSeq and is a predicted model, not a curated record. Lineage: Eukaryota; Fungi; Basidiomycota; Microbotryomycetes; Sporidiobolales; Sporidiobolaceae. The transcript has 5 exons. The coding region runs from base 1 to 5202 and encodes 1733 amino acids. Gene Ontology annotation, cellular component: Set3 complex. Gene Ontology annotation, biological process: regulation of transcription by RNA polymerase II.
AUGGACUAUGCCAGGUCCUCCGCGUCUGGCGCGGGAGGGAGGGGAGCAGAGGCGGGCGGGUCGUCCUCGAGGCGUGGGUACGAUGCGGGAAGCGUGAGGGGAGGUCGCAAUACUCGACCACCUCGAAGACGCUCAUACUCCCCGCCACCGCCGUCUAACGACCGCCAUUCGCGCUACGACUCACUCCCGUCUGGCAGCAACGGUCCUCUGCUCCGUCUGCUCGACUCGCCCCUCUCCGACUUUCCGCCGCCCAAACCGUCUCGACGAUCCCCAUCCCCGCCUCUCUAUCCGACACAUGGCCCAUCCAGCGGUCUCCCCCCUCAAAUGACCGGAGGCAGGCGAGACCAAGGCUGGGGAGACAGGAAGCCUCGAAUGAACCGCGAGGCUGGCCCGUCGUCGUCCUCCAAGUACGUCGACGAGUGGGAACCGCCGUAUGAUCGCGAGCCGCUUGACCGCUUUCGUCGAAGAUCGGCCUCGCCAGAUGACCGCGACUCGGACCUUCCCUACCGCUCACGACGCGAACGCGACUACCGCCGUGAUCGCGAGCGCGACCGCGAACGGGAUAGGGACCGCGAACGAGAUCAGUUUCCGCCAGGAUCGUCGAGCCGGAGCAGCGGAGGUCGGUCGAAUGCGCCUUGGGAACCUCCAGUUCCACGAGGGAACGGGUGGGCGGGCUCGCCGACGAAAGGAGGCAGCUCGUCGGGUUUUCAGAUCCCAUAUCGCUCGAGGGGGAACAAGCGGAGUCGGGAGGAUGAUGAGGACGAUUUGCGAGAUCGGGAGAGGGAGUUGGAUGACGAGAGUCUCGAUGGAAGGGACGGCUGGCGGAGUAGACGAUCGAGUCCUGAGCGCGAGAGGGACAGGAUGCGGGACAGAGAUCGGGAUCGGCGGGCAGGCGGGUAUGACAGACCUCCGCCAGUUCGAGGCGGAGACGGGAGACGAGUUGUGAGCGAGUCGCAAGGUUACUCGUACGGUCCGAUGCGCUUCGCUCACGAGCCUCCUCCGCCCGUCCCGCCUGUGCCCGACGCAUACCGCCGCCCCUCCCUCCUCGAUCGCCUCGACCGACCUCUGCCUUCCAGCCCGUACGCAAGGCCGCUUCCCACCCGCUCAACGUCGCCUCCGCCUCAUCGACCGCCCUCCUUCGUCAACGGCGUACCCAUACCCGCCUCUCUUCCCCGCCGACCUAGCCAUCAACCUCCAUCUGCUCCGUCUCGCACCGGCAGUCCCGACAGGCGGAAGGCGAGUCUUCCCUCUUCGACCGCAGAAACGCGAGAACGAGAACGCACGACGACACCUCCUCUUCCGCCUCGCUCGGUUCCGCCGAGCAAGCCUGGCUCGGAUGUCGAGGAAGGCGAGCUGCCGGACGAGGACGGAGAGCUCGAGGAGCUGGAGGGAGAGGUGCAGGAGCCGCGACGAGACAGCAUUGUCGAGAUCGAGCUGGAGAGGCAGGAGCGACAGGCAUCGACACCUCCGCCUCGAGAUCGACCGCCGCCGUCCGAGACGCCUGAGCCUACGCCGGUUCAAGCAGUCGAUGAUUUCGACAUGUUUGCGCCAGCCGAGGUGCUUGAGGAGAUUGCGAAGAAGGAGGCGGAAGAGGCUGUGAGCAGGACGGCGCCAGUCGACCGGACUGCGCAUGAGGAGGGCACGCCGCCGCUGCCCAGCGAACGAGCGGAAUCUGUCUCGCGGACACGAGACGCCGCUCCGGUGGCUUUCGCACACUCACCGCCUCCCGAGCCCGCGCACUCGGCCUCGCCGAAGAUGCAGCUCGAAAAGGAGGAAGGUGAGGUGUCGCCCGUCAAGUCGCGGAUUACCGUUGCGCCCGCUACAGCUGCUCCUCUGCCACAGUCGCCGCCCAAUUCAGCCGCACCUUUCGUCUCACCCUCCUUCGCUCCUGCACCUGCCGACGAGCCCAAACCUUCUCCUUCUGCCGCCCAAAGACCGCUUCCACCUCCUCCUCCACCGUCUUACGUCCCGCUAGCCGCCACUUCUUCUAUUCUCCCCGCCGCCGCUCCUCUCGCAACUCCAGCUGCCGCCUCGUCGCCGGCCAUCCAGUCAGCGACAAUUCUCGCCUCCACGCCGCCUGCACCCAUCGCCAGUGUCCUUUCCCCCAUCAACCGUCCGGCUCGACCAUUGCCGACUUCCGCCUUUUCUCCUCCACCCAAGAAGGCUGAAGAAGCGCCUCUUCCUCCACAGCCGUCGAUUGCUAAACCCGUUCGAUCUGCCGAUGCUGCAUCUCCGCCUGCGUCUACGGUCGCUCCCGUCGUCGCGCCAGAACCUGUCCCUGCGGUUGCUGCGGCUGAGCUUGAGGCCAAGGUGGAGACGGCUGUCGAGCCCGUCACGCCUCCGCAAGCUGCAGCGCCUGUCUCGCAGGAGGCGAAGGACGCUUCGCCAGCUGAGCAGGCGGAACUCGUGACGGUAGGCCUCGGGCUUGCCAAGGACACGAUGGAGGUGGAUGAGGCAGCGAUUGUGCAGGCGGCACAAGCGUCCCCCGCUGGGGUCGCUGUCGGGAAGGCCAUAGACCUCGAGGCGGAAGACGCCGUCAUGCGAGAUGUGGAGGGUACCGACUCGCCGCGCUCGCCCGCAGACGAAGCGAGAUCUUUCCCCAAGCCGCCAUCCCCGCACUUGACAGACGACCAGCACCGUCAUUCUCCCACGACUCCGCCAACCCGCUCGCCCGAAGGUUUCGACUCGGUCCUGCACACCGUCAUCCGCGAGAACGAGGACGAAGCGGCCGAUGCGGAGGCUCUCGUUGAGGCCAAUCGCAAGCGGACGCUUGAGGAACGGCUGCGUCUCACGGGGGGCGUGACCAUUCCGCCACUGACGGACCGCGACGAGCUUUUCGUCAGGACGUGGGAAUCUGUCAUCGAGCCGCACACGCGGUUGUCUGAGGCGCUCUUCACAUACUUCGACACCCGCGAUGAACGACGCAAAGACAAGGCCAUCGCCCUUCGCCAGCAGUACAAGCUUUUCAACGCCGACUGGAAGGCGCACUGUGCACGUCUCGACAAGCUCCGCGAGCGGAUUCACCGCCCGAACAACCACAACAAUGCCGCUUCGACAGCUCCGCAGACGCCCUCGAUCGACUCUUCGGGCAUGCCCUUCUAUCCUGAGCCGACGACGCCUGGUCCUUCGCUGGUCGGCGGGCGCGCCAACCGUCGCUCGGCGGGCGCUGCCGUCGGAGCGUUUGGGUACGGAGAUGCCGUCCGUUCGGAGGCGGAGUUCCUUGAGAUCCUGGCCAGCCUCGAGACGGCCGACCUUCGCGAUCCCGACGUCCGCGCCGCCCGCACGGCAGCCGUCGUUCCCGACAUGGUCAUCGACGACUCGGAGCGACGCGAACUGCUCUCGACCGCGUUCGAGGACGAGCGCUAUCGCGUCAUCGAUCCCGAGGCUACCUUCGGCGUCAACGCACCUCUCGAUGUAUGGACGGAGCAGGAGGUUGAGACGUUCUGCAAGCGGUUCGCUCAGCACCCUAAGCAAUUCGGCAAAAUCGCCCAGGAACUGCCCGACAAGACGACUGCCCAAUGCGUGCUCUUCUACUACCGCAUGAAGCACACAAUCGACUUUCGCAGCCUGUCCGACCGACGGGGACGCGACGGUCGUCGCAAGAAGUCGAAGAAGCGGCCGGAGGGCAAGGGUUCGUUCUUGCUGUCCAACCUCAACAAGAAGGCGCGUUCCGCUGCUCCGCCCAUUGACGAGCGCGACGAGGACGAGGACGAGGUCAGCGCACCGACAUCGCCGAGGAUGAGCCGUUCCGAGCUGCCUACGCCUGUCGAGGACCAAGCGCACGACGAAGGCGACCGCUUCCUCAUGACCCCCCGUGGCCCUCCUGCGGAAGAUGCGGACGGUGAUGCGACCAUGACGCCUGCGCCGAAGAGGCCGGCCAAGCCUCGACAAACGCCGAAAAGAGCUACGCUCGACUUGCCCUCCGAGGGCAUGAUGGAGGCGGCCGAGGUUUUGGGUGCCCUUGCAGGUGGCCCGGGCGAGAGCGAAGGUGGAGAAACCACCACCACCCAAGGCGCCGGCUCGACAGGUCGCAGCGGAGCAGGCCGACCGCGCAAGCUUCGCGUCGACGUCGACUCGCUGCCGACUGAGGAAGUCAUCGGAGACUCGCCCGUAGGUCCUGACGGCGAUGCCGACUUCGGUCCUGGCGACAAGGCCAAGCCGAAGCGCAAGUCGACCACCUCGUCGUACUGGACCGUCGCCGAACGAGCCGAGAUCCUCAAGCUCCUCGCGAUUCAUGGCAAGGACUGGAAGAAGCUCGCAGAGGGACUCGGCAACAAGACCUGGAUCCAGUGUCGCAACUGGUAUCAGAACAACGCCAAGAAGCACAACCUCGCCGACAUCGUCAACAACGGAGGAACCGACGCAGCGGCUGCCCCUGCUCCCGCGAACGUUCGACUCGAGUCUCCGAUGCAGGAGAACAUCGGUCCGCAAGCACGUUCGGCCAUGCCUCGCGCCGGCUUCUUCGAAGACCCGGGUCAGCGUCGUCUUCCGCCUUUGCCAUCUCUCGAGCCGUCGCGACGAGCGGGAUCGUCCGGUCCAAGCGGCAUGCAUCUCAGCAACAUGCUCAACGACGAUGGUCCUGGAGUCAAUGCAGGCUCGCCCGCUCGCCAUGACUGGUUCGGCAACGACGCAGCGGAUGCAUCGAACGCAACGACGGAUGACGGCCUCGACCGCACCCACCGCCCGUCCGCUUUUCAUCGCUUCGACUCGCGGCAUGACGACGCGCGCCCUGCGUCGGUGUCCCAUGCCGUCGAGACCGCUGCACAACCCGAACCUUCCACCCAGCCCGCACAGCAUCGCGCACCGCUUCUGCCCUCCUUCCCGUCCUCGCUCGAUGACCGCCGCUUCGACGCCGCGCGACGCAUCCCCGCCCUCAGCGCGCACUCCUGGACGCCUCACUCGCCAGCCUCAUCUUUCGCCGCCUACUCUGUCUCUCCCGCCGCGUCCGCAUCGCCCAUGACGCCUGCGCUUCCGACGUUCGCGUCCGACGGCCAGCAGCGUCGGACGAGCGCCCCCACCGACUACUUCUCCGUCAAGCUUCCCGAGCGGUAUGCCCGCAGCGCCGAGCCCCUCACCAACGGCAUCUCGCAUCUCUCGCCCUUCCCGACGCAUCGAGUCGGCAGUCCCCUUUCGAACUCUGUCGUCCCCUCUCACCUUUCCUCGCAGUCUGUCCCGCCGCAAUGGGACCCAAGCCGUCGAUAG